GGAAAGUAACCGAUCUACUGGUCCAGUUGAUAUUUGUCGAUUACUGAUAUCACCGUCGCGACACGACAUAUGUCGCGAGGAAUCAAUGACACGAUCGCUUUUUAUUUUCCAAGUCGCACACAGAUGACUCGGGCUUUUCUUUUCUCAAACGAGCUUUUUCGAUUAGUUUGAAUUUUUCUCCUGUAUAAUUACAUACAUCCUUUCUCCUUCUUUCUUUUCUAUUCAGCUAUUUUUGCAAUAUUUAUUCACUCGGAUAACGAUCCGCGUGAAACUGGAGCAAAUUAUUAUUAUCAGCAGAGUAAUAAAUUACUCUUUCAACUUUGUUAUUCCCGUGUGUAUCGAGUCUUUAAAUUGAAUUAGAAACUUAUUUGCCAAUAAGAGAUAGACGCUCGAGCAGCUUCUUUGUCUGCGAACCUCGAUUAUUCAGGCGCUGGAUUUUUUUGUCUGGCAGCGAUCAGCUUAAUGUCAUCGGUCUCUUUUUACUCAUUAACUCGUUGGUCGUAAAAGAAAAAUCGUCGAUUCUCCCAUCGAUUCUCGAUCGGCGGUCACCCAAUCGAGAUUCGACGACGGGGAUCCCCGGGCGCUCCCGAGUCAUCUCGUAUACGCGUGUCGCCGGCACGCACGUCCGCCACCGACACGCGUGAUAGGCACGGCACUGCCUAUUGACGUCCGCGGUAGGCGUGGCCUCGUCGUGGCCGAUAGAGGGAUAUAUUUACCGCGCGCACGACUUUUCUCUCUCGUGCGCCAACGCAACAGCGACGCGACGCGACGCGGCGCGACGCAACGUAACGUAGGUAACGCAACGCGCGCACGACGCAGGGAAAGAAGGCACCGGAGGCCUCCUCUCCGCGCGUGUCGCAUAACUCUUCCUCUCCUGCCCGGCGAUCCGACGAUGCGUGCGACAUACUCGCGGCGCGACAGCGUUGAGGUCGCACGGUGCGCGAGAGCGGCUUCCUCUCGACGCGGGGGAUGACUCUGCUCCUCGUUCUCGUCCUCAUCGCCACGGCGUGCGCGAUAUCUGUGUUUAUCUCUUACGCGGCGCUUCGCUUUCCCCGAAAGGCGCGAGAAGAAGAGGCUCGGCGACGGUGAAGAUCGAAGAAGAGGGCCGGCGAGAGAGAGAAAACCGAGCGCGCAUGGAAAAAACGGAGGAAUAGUGACGUAGCGAGGAGACAGUUCGACAGACAGAGAAAGAGAGAGUGAGAUAGGUGCGUAGACGACCGAUCGCGAGGCCGAGUUAGUAGUGUGCGAACGACGUGCGCGGCCGCCGCCGAUCGUCGCGCGGCCGCGAGUGCUGCCAGUGUCCAUUCGUCGUCGUCGUCGUUAUCAUCAUCAUCAUUAUCAUCAUCAUCAUCAUCAUCGUCGUCGUCAGUAACAGUGCGGUGUAGUGCGGUGCGAUUCGAGUGUCGACAGGCCGUGACUCCGCGCACCGGAGUCGUCAUCCGACAACAGUCGUCGCGGUGCCGACAAUCGCGCCCUCGGGACGAGAGGCAAGAGACUCGGGAACCGAGCUCCGGAGGCAGAGGCACCACCGUCCGAUCGCGAGAAUGGCGGGCAACAGCGUCCCGGUUCUCCUCAUCACCGCGAAUGUCGGCAGCAUCUUCGAAGAGCCUAGUGUCAUGCUGAAGAUAUGGACGGAAGAGUUUUUAUCGACCAUAUCGAAGCUGGAUCCGAAAUUUAUAGCGCUGCACUGCCAAGAAGUAGGUGGAAAGAAUUACGAGCAAAGUAUGAGGCACGUGGAGGACUUUGUUAGAUUACUUAUGUCGUCAGAGGAGUUAAGGUUGUUUGACAAAAUUAGGGUAUUCCUUGACGAGGAUUAUUCAUCCGCUGAACAUUUUACAGCUCUAGGAAAUUUCUACUUCGUGCACGAAUCCUUAAGCGACGUUUUAUUGUGGGAUUUUAACGAGUGCACUUUUAUACCCGUAAACGGAAAAGAAGUCCAUUCGGGCAACAUAGAAGCAGUUACUACCAAAGAGAAAGCAAAGUUCCCUCAAGAAUUCUUCCCAGAAUGCAAAUGGUCCAGAAAAGGUUUUCUGCGUACCCGAUGGAGUAUUAGUGGAACAGUUUUUGAUCUCAUAAACAUACAUUUAUUUCAUGACGCGAGCAACUUUAUUGCUAUGGAGAUGUUUCCGUCGGUAUACAGUAAAACACGCAGAAGAGCGCUCGAGCACACGUUAGAUAAAUUUCAUAAUGACAAGUACCCGAAUGUGCCGUAUUUUUUAUUUGGUGACUUUAAUUUUAGGACAGACACCGCAAGUGUGAUUAAGAAACUGACAGAAGAUACUCAAGAAAGGAGGUUAUCAAAUAAGGGAAAUAUUUCGAAGUUGCAAUUUCACAAUAGAGACGAUGAUCUCAUAUUAACGUUAGGGAAAAAGGAAUUUUCUCACUACGAACAUCAAAAUGUAUUCAUGAAGAAUGGCGGUGAAUGGUUACGCGAAUAUGAUAAAGAACUGGAAGACUUUGAGGGAAGAUUAUUCGAGUUUCCAAUCAAUUUUGUGCCAAGUUAUCCAUUUCAAGAGGAUAUUAAUGAACCUAUAAAUUAUAUGCAAACAAGAGUGCCGGCUUGGUGCGAUCGGGUUUUAUUGAGCCCCACUGCGAAAACGCUAGUCCAAGAUAUAGAUGAUACCGAGGCAGUGGAAUAUGGUAUAAUCGGGCCAACCACGUGCAUGGGUGAUCACAAGCCAGUCUACUUGAAGGCUAAUCUCAUCUCGGACGCAGGUAUGAUAGACUGCUGCAAUUUGCCAAUUGCACCUGAGUUUUGCUUCCGAGUGCCGAACAGUUACCUGGAGUUGUUGUCCAUGUUGCCUGAUUGUAAUAGUAUUACUUACGCUAACGCGCGCUCAGAUUUUAUUGACCGUUCGUCUAAUCUGUUGCACGCAAUACCUGUUAAGCAUGAUCCCUACACGCCAGAUAGUAUGGACAGUCCAAGUCCGAAUGCGCUAAUGGCUUCCGGAGAGGUCCCAGAUCUAUAUACAGAUCACAUCGACAACAACAAUAUUGGAAAUGACAACGCAACGUCAAUACCACCAUCUACUCAAACGAAUGCGUCGAGGCGGCAUAUUGAUCGAGCUGUGUCGCCGGCUUUACUAAAAUCCAGAUUAGAGCUGAUCGUGCAAAAUAAAAAGCACGAAGACGCGGAUCUGGAAGUAGACCACUCGGAUAUUAAAAGGAGUCCCAGCGAGUGCCAUUUGCGUUCCUGGUCCGAUACCGAUGAUCAAUGGUGCGUGAGAAAAAACAGAUGCAACAGUGACGUGUCAUGGCAACGAUCCCACGUUUUAACAGAAGCUUGGGUCCAGAACAAGGGUCAGCAAGGCUAUCAUUCCUUUAGUAAUUUUGUGAACCGAUCUUCCUCGAACUCGAGUCCUCCGGAUAUCGUCGAUGGAAUACCGCCUGAUCUGAUUAUACCGCGAAUAGCCAUAAUAAAUGCAAGUAAUUUCGAAUCGAAUGCGAGCUCUGUGUAUUUCCACGAUGACAGAUUGAGCAAUUGUUCGGAAAACAAAUUGAGCACGUACUCGGAUGGUCGUACAAAAACAUUGAGCGGCGAGGCUGUGAGUUCAGAAAAGUCAGAUGAGAUUUGCGAUAAAAUGGAUGAUGAAGAGGACAACAGAUUGAGCCCGAAUACGGAUAGAAUGAUAGGAACGAAGAAUGACGCAUAUUCGAAAGAUCACGUUGAGUUAUCAUCGAGUAAAGAUUUGUAUUUUGAAGAUGACAAUAAGAAAUUCAUCGAAGACGACUGCGAUAUAUGCAAAGAGACGAAAUGUCAAAUAAUAGAAACGCCAGCUCUUGUGAGCAAUGUGUUUUAUGUAAAGAACGAUAUUGUUUCCGAUAGAGUAAAUAAUAAAUCGACCACGGAACAGAACGUUGCAGAUGAAUCUUGUUUUAAGCACAUACAAUGCACUGAUAUUUUGUUGGAAAAUCAAUCUAGUUCUGCAUUACGAAUACGAGAUAAAUGCAAUGCAAAUCCAAACAGAACAAACAUGAAAGUCAGCGAUGCAUCGGACGAGAGAGCCGACACGGAAACAGAGCCUCUCAGAAAUCAAGAUUGUGACAGCCAUGUGAUAAAGAUAUAUCCGGAUAUACAUGCGGAUUAUGCGGUAAGUCACGACGCAGACAUUAUCAGUUGUGAGAGCAAGCAAAAGGUGUGCACCUCGAAGAAUACGACAAGAAGCAAUUCAGCGCACAGUCAGGAUAUUAGUGAUCAUGCAGGAAACAUUAGAUUAAAGUUGAAAGCUUACAGAGUCACUGAACGAUAUAAAAGCAACAUUAUAGAAAGACGGACUAGAUGUAGAAAGUGUUGCUGUGUAGUAUCCUGAGGAUUUGCUUUAAUCUGCAUUUUAAAAUUUGUGUAUAAUGUUCCUCGUUUAUUUAUCGUAACGUUAUAUCCAUGCCGAAUCAAGAACAGAGAAAAUAUCGAUUAUUUUUUCUAACAGAAAGUAUCGCGCAAAUUUGACUAUUUGUGCGAGCGGAACUUCUCCGUUCUUGAUUUGUCACGGAUGCACCAAUCGCCAUCGUAGCGAUGGGUAACCUUUCUUUCUACUUACAUAGAGUAUUUCUUUUAUAAACUUUAUUUCCUCGUCCUUGUGCUAUUUUCUCGAUGUGCUAUAUACUGAUCGAGAUAGAGCAUUUAUAGUCAUCGCUUAGUGUAAAACUAUAAUUUAUUUUCACAUGGUGUGUAUAUUAUUUUUGACGGUGUGCCUAAUUAAUCGCGAAUACAUUAGAUUCCUUAAACAUAUCGAUUUAUAGAUCAUUGAAUGAUCAUUGAAGGAACCGCAUAUCGCGAAAAGACAUUUUGUAUAUUUAUUAUCAUUUAAAUGACCUAAGACAGAGGGAUAAUUUUAGUCAGUAACGGUUUCUCUCUUGUGUCGUGAAAUAUGAAUUUUGCACUCGAGUUUGUGCAUGCUACGUGAAACAUUUCGAUGUGAAACGAUGUUCUGCAUGUGCAUGGUACUGUAAAUGUGAUGUUCCACGCAUAUUUCUUAGAGAAUACCCGAGUGAUAUAUACAAAAUUGUUUCCUCCGUUAUAGUCGUACAAUUUAUAACCAGUAUAAUAACGUUACGUAAUGUUACAUUAAUUAGAGCGGGUGGUUAAAAGUAGUAAUAUACCGCUAUACAGUGUCGAGCAAUACGUACGACUGAUGAAAUCGUUACCAGUAUAUGAGGCACCUUUUGCGAGCAAUGCUAUGUUAUCCUAUUUUUACAUAAAAUCCAUGUGCCCAAUAAGGUACUCGUUUUCAAGGAAAUUAUUACCUCGCAGUGUUCUUGUCCUUGAUUAUUAUAUCCUUUUACAUACUACAUAUAUAUGAUUAUUAUGAUAUUCGAUCUUAGAUUUAUUUAGGUUACAUGUAUACAUAUAUAUGGAAGAUUUUAUUUAUUGUGUGAUCAUAAGCUAUAUCUCAUCUUGUAAUUGAAUAGUAUUGCCGUAUCGUCUGUGUCGUUCUAAUAUUUCGCGUACGUGUCACUUUCGUUCCACGAUGGUAUGAGGAAGGACUUACGGUGAUAUUGCAAAACUAGUAUGUCUUUUUACUUUUUUUUUUUUUUUUUUUCUUUUUUUUUUUUUUUUAGUAGCGUUACACGCUAACGUAUUGUCGCCGUCAUACGUACCGCGCUCUUGCCAAAAGGAUAUCUGUCUAGAUUUUCUUUACGAGCGUGUGGACUAAGUGGACUUUACUGCCAAAGCAAAAUUCGUUGUAGCUCGUUAAGCGAGAAGAUAAUUUUUCUGUGACGGAGAUUGGGAUGUCGGCCUUGUGAAAGCGACAAUGACGGAGGAUUUGCUUCGUUCGGUUUUUUUUUAUUCUUUUUAUCAUUACGUUGCCACGUCAUUGAUCAUCCGGGGAAAAAUUUCAGGAGAUCGUUAGAUACGAAUAUCCGGCGUUUAUGUGCGGAUGAAUAUGCCAUCGUAACGAAGUUUUUAAUUACGGAAAAUUAGACGCGUCGCGCGAACCGGAACAGACGUAAAGAGGAUUCCUUGAAGGUUCCCCGUCAGACGGAAGUUCGAGCUUACUUGUGAUUUUAGCGUGCAUUACUCCAUGUACCUCAGUUUGCAAUUGUCGGUGCUACAAUCUGAGAUUCUCUUUUUAAUAGAAUGACGAAAAGCAUGGAGGAUGUAUUGUCGAGCGUAUCGCGGACGAAAACAGAAAGAACAAUGCGAUGACGGGUGGUUCGGCGAUAGAUCGAUAACAAUGAUAUCUGAUUACAUUCGCGAUCUUCGCUCGAAUUUUCUUGCCACGAGGCAAGACAUGGAGUAAUGUGACAAUUGUUACUUAACGUUAUACCUCUCCCGUACGCCGAAACGAUCCCGAGGCGAAUCUGCUCGGGGGAUCUGCGUGCACGUUUGCAACGACAAUUGCCCGAGCAUCAUGUCAGUCGUUUCCGAUUUGCCAUACUAGUUUUAAAACGACGAAUCUGCAAGCCGACGAAGCCGAGCUCAGAUUCCGACACUGUUGUACUGCAAUUUUGUUUAUUUUCUACCGCAUAGGCUGAUUAGAAUGUAUCGCGAGAGUUCCCCUUGUUUGCGGAGUGUAAAUAAUUCGUUGACAACACCCUAUGCGUAUAUUUGCCCAAUUUUGUAAAUAUAAAUUUAUUUUUCAUACACGUGAA
This is a messenger RNA of Pogonomyrmex barbatus (red harvester ant), 6594 nucleotides long. It is a transcript of the gene 5PtaseI, whose product is annotated as inositol polyphosphate-5-phosphatase A. The record is from RefSeq and is a predicted model, not a curated record. Gene Ontology annotation, biological process: phosphatidylinositol dephosphorylation. Gene Ontology annotation, molecular function: inositol-polyphosphate 5-phosphatase activity. NCBI's taxonomy places the organism in Eukaryota, Metazoa, Arthropoda, Insecta, Hymenoptera, Formicidae.